This is a messenger RNA of Sabethes cyaneus, 838 nucleotides long. RefSeq names its product ribosome biogenesis protein SLX9 homolog. The record is from RefSeq and is a predicted model, not a curated record. The transcript has a single exon. Lineage: Eukaryota; Metazoa; Arthropoda; Insecta; Diptera; Culicidae. Gene Ontology annotation, cellular component: 90S preribosome; preribosome, small subunit precursor; nucleolus. Bases 114 to 794 code for a protein of 226 amino acids. Gene Ontology annotation, biological process: maturation of SSU-rRNA from tricistronic rRNA transcript (SSU-rRNA, 5.8S rRNA, LSU-rRNA).
UAAAUUCGUAAGCAUAAUUCACAACGUGUUUCAUAAAUUUCUAUUUUGAACUUGUGUUAUGUUAUUAGUGUAGUGAAGCAAUUAAAAUACUAGCUAUAGAAUAACGUAACGCGAUGGGAAAAUUCAACAAAAAAUUGGUUCAGGUUAAAUCUAUACUCCAGAAGAAAAAGGAUGUCGAGCCUAAAGUUGUACCUGGACCUUUUCCGAUAUAUCGAUCUACACCGGUGCAGCUGAAUGGACCAGAACCAGAUAGCUUUAAAAUUCCAUCCGCAUCGAAAACUUCUGAUCAAACCGAGUCAAAAACGAAACGGCCACAGAAAUAUGAUGAUAUCGUAGAUACUACACCGGAAAAAUCUAAAAAACUGCGAAAAGUUGCCAUCAGUCGAUUAAAUAAAAAGGAUAAGAAAAAAUUUCGUAAGGAGGAGCUUUUAACCAAGAUUAAACUUACCCAGACAGCUUUUAAAGAGGAUAAAGAAAAAAGAAAACGGGAGAAGACGGUUGUUACUGGCGAUUUGCGUCCGCUUCUAGAUGCCUUGCCAUCUCUAGACUCGUUAAUAAAACUGAAGUCCGCCAACGUGGUAAAAACCGGAGUUCCAGAAUACGAUCAAAAUAUAUCGAAAAAGAAACGACCUGCUCGUUUACACAAAAAGCGAGCAAAUAUCGUCAAACAGUUCAACAAAAUGAAUCAAGUAUUGAAUUCUAAACAGUUUAAAAGAAAUCCUAAAAAAAUGAUAGCGGAAUACAUACGAAACACGAGAAAAGAACAGCAACGAUUUCUGUUUGAAUCUGCUUAAUUUUUAUACGUUAUGCUAUUUGAGUAAGAACAUAUUAAAUCUUU